This is a messenger RNA of Lachancea lanzarotensis, 2190 nucleotides long. RefSeq names its product LALA0S03e01024g1_1 (gene UTP25). Gene Ontology annotation, cellular component: nucleolus; small-subunit processome. Gene Ontology annotation, biological process: maturation of SSU-rRNA from tricistronic rRNA transcript (SSU-rRNA, 5.8S rRNA, LSU-rRNA). Gene Ontology annotation, molecular function: rRNA binding; U3 snoRNA binding. Bases 1 to 2190 code for a protein of 729 amino acids. The record is from RefSeq and is a predicted model, not a curated record. NCBI's taxonomy places the organism in Eukaryota, Fungi, Ascomycota, Saccharomycetes, Saccharomycetales, Saccharomycetaceae. The transcript has a single exon.
AUGAAGGGUUUUAAACGCUCGGCAAGCCACGGAGAUGAUUCUCAUCACCAAAAAGCGCCCAAAAGCGGCCGAAAACAGAUGAGAACUAUAAGAAAAGCAGCACCUCGAGUUCAAAAUAAUGAAAUUCAUUCACAAGAUCAGCCCAUCGAGACAUCUUCAGGCGACUCUGCUCCUCGGCAUGUAAUUAAAAUGGACGGUAUAGACGACAAGGCUAGCUCAAAAGACUCGGAUCAAACAGAGGCCUAUGCAGCUCUUUUGACGUUACUGAAGGCCGAACAUGGCAAGGAGAAGAAGACCAGAAAGAAGAAGAGUGACGAAGGCGAUGUGGACGCUGUACAAGGCCAGCAAGAUUAUGAGGAAAGCUCAAGUGGAGAAAACGAAGAGACCGCUAUUGAGAACGCUCUUAUUGACGAACGAGAUGACGAUGAUGAAGAAACGGAAGCCGCUGGUCAGGAUGCUGCGAGUGAAGGCGACAGUGACGAUGAAGAACAAACAGACUCUUUGAAAAAGCAUUUUAAUGCCGUCCCACAAAAGUACAUUGACGAUCUUGAUGCCGGUUUCAAGUCUAAAAAUGUCCGUAACCGUUCGACUAAAGUCCCCACUGAUUCAGCGUCUGAAGAGUUUAUUUACUCUAAGCCUGUCCUGUCUAAUGAAUCUGAUGUUCGCAUUACUGCUCCCCCAUUAGCCCAUUCGUUGCGUCCUCAUUUCAUCAAGCAAAAACUAAGAAUGCACAACAAUUUGAUGGAAUCGGACGAAGAACAUCUGACGCCUCUUCAGAAAAAACUAGUGGAUCCUAUUUUCCAGUACCAAGAUGUGCGCUAUGAGUAUAAUGACUAUGGCCUGGAACCUCAGUAUCGUGAUCUUUACUGUUUGCACAUUUUGAACCAUAUUUACAAGACCAGAGAUGCCAUCUUAAAAAACAACCAAAAACUCCAAGAGAAUCCUGAUCUUGAUCUUCUCGACCAAGGUUUUACGAGACCCAAAGUGUUGAUCGUGGUCCCCACUAGAGACACGGCGCAUCGCAUCGUUACAAAGAUUAUAGAGAAAUCAGGCAUAGACCAGGUCGACAAAAAGGGCAAGUUUCACGAUCAGUUCUAUCAGUCGUCGUCUGCACCGGACUACAAGGCAAAAUCGUUUCAACACAUUUUCAGCGGUAACACCAACGAUUUUUUUGUUUUAGGUGUUAAGUUCACAAGAAAGGCAAUCAAACUGUACAGCAAUUUCUAUCAAUCAGACAUCAUCGUUUGCUCUCCCCUAGGUUUGCAGCUCAUUAUUGAAAAUACGGAUAAGAAAAAGCGACAAGAUGAUUUUCUCUCAUCUAUUGAGCUACUUGUGAUUGAUCAGCUGCAUAGCAUCGAGUUUCAAAACGUUUUACAUUUAUCGUCUAUUUUUGAGCAUCUUAACAAGAUUCCACAACAGCAACACGAUGCUGACUUUAGCAGAAUCAAAAUGUGGUACAUUAAUGACCAGGCAAAAUUGUUGCGCCAAUCUUUGAUCUUCACACGCUAUUCCUCUCCUUUUUCAGAUUCACUCAUCAACGGAAAGUGUAGAAACUACUCAGGUAGAUGGAAAAAUCAUUUAACCGUCAGUCCUGAAAAAUCAAGCUUGGGUCAGCUGGGCAUGCGAACUCGUUUGAUUUUUCAAAGGUUUGAACUUGCGUCGGGAAACAGUGCCAUUGAAGAACCUGACUAUCGUUUCAAGUUUUUCUGUAGCGUUGUGAUUGCAAAUAUUGUUAAAUCCACCGGAUACGAAGACGGAAUUUUGCUUUACAUUCCUGACUAUACCGACUUUAUUAGGGUCCGGAACUAUCUGCGAGAAAAAACUAGUAUUCUUUUUGGCGAUAUCAACGAGUAUUCUGAAUCGCCUCAAGUGAAUGCUAAUAGAACUUUGUUCCAGCAAGGUCGUGUCAAGGUUCUGCUUUACACCGAAAGACUGCACCAUUUCCGCAGAUACGACAUCAAAGGUGUUAAGACGGUAAUUUUCUACAAGCCUCCUACGAACCCUGAGUUUUUUGAAGAGGUUGUAAGGUUCCUAGGGAAGAGUGCCUUUUUGGGAGUAGCAGAUCUGAAUAUUUCGGUAGUGAGGUGUCUCUACUCGAAGUUGGACGGUUUAGCUCUGGAAAAAAUAGUCGGAACGGACCGAGCCGCUGUACUAACGCAUGGGCCCAACGAUUCAUACGAAUUCAAGUAG